ACUCCGUAUCUGGGUUUUAGUUGGGCAAUACGUUGGGCGCCUGGCCAGGGCCAGGCUACUGGGAAGAAAAGUCCUCUGCUUGGCAGCACCUGCUUGAAACACUUUCCACUUUUGUCCGCUUUUCAAGAUGGUGGCCUCCCGGGCGAUUGGCAGCCUCAGCCGCUUCACUGCUUCUAGAACCCUUCGCUCUCCAGGUUAUAUUUGCCGCUACUUUACAAGGUCCUCUACUUUGCUGGCCAGAGCCCACGUUAACUAUGGAGUCAAAGGGGAUGUGGCAGUUGUUCGAAUUAACUCACCAAAUUCAAAGGUAAAUACACUGAAUAAAGAGCUGCAGUCAGAAUUCGUAGAAGUAAUGAAUGAAAUCUGGGCUAAUGAUCAAAUCAGAAGUGCCGUUCUUAUUUCUUCAAAGCCAGGCUGCUUUAUUGCAGGUGCUGAUAUCAACAUGAUAGCCACUUGCAAGACCUCUCAAGAAGUAAUACAAUUGUCACAAGAAGGACAGAGAACGUUUGAGAAACUUGAAAAGUCCACAAAGCCUAUUGUGGCUGCCAUCAGUGGUUCCUGCUUGGGAGGAGGACUUGAGCUUGCCAUUUCAUGCCAAUACAGAAUAGCAACAAAAGAUAGAAAAACAGUAUUAGGUACUCCUGAAGUUCUGCUGGGGAUAUUACCAGGAGCGGGAGGCACACAGAGGCUCCCCAAAAUGGUGGGUAUACCUGCUGCUUUUGACAUGAUGCUAACUGGUAGGAAUAUUCGGGCAGACAGAGCAAAGAAAAUGGGACUAGUUGACCAAUUGGUGGAACCGCUGGGACCAGGAGUAAAACCCCCAGAGGAACGAACAAUUGAAUACCUAGAAGAAAUUGCAGUUACUUUUGCCAAAGGACUAAGUGAUAAGAAGAUUUCUCCAAAGAGAGACAAGGGACUGAUGGAAAAAUUGACGUCAUACGCCACGAGUAUUCCAUUUAUCAGGCAACAGAUUUACAAAAAAGUGGAAGAAAAAGUACAAAAGCAGACAAAAGGCCUUUAUCCUGCACCUCUGCAAAUAAUCGAUGUGGUAAAAACUGGUAUAGAGCAAGGGAGUGAUGCUGGCUACCUCUGUGAAUCUCAGAAAUUUGGAGAGCUUGCAAUGACCAAAGAAUCAAAGGCCUUGAUAGGACUCUACCAUGGUCAAGUCCUAUGCAAGAAGAAUAAAUUUGGAGCUCCUCAGAAGGAUGUGAAGAAUCUAGCUAUUCUUGGUGCAGGACUGAUGGGAGCCGGCAUUGCCCAAGUCUCUGUGGAUAAGGGACUAAAGACUAUACUUAAAGAUGCUACAGUAGCCGGCUUAGGCCGAGGACAGCAACAAGUAUUCAAAGGAUUGAAUGAUAAAGUAAAGAAGAAAGCUCUAACAUCAUUUGAAAGGGACUCCAUUUUCAGCAAGUUGACUGGGCAGCUUGAUUACCACGGUUUUGAAAAAGUUGACAUGGUGAUUGAAGCUGUUUUUGAGGACCUUAAUCUUAAGCACAGAGUGCUAAAGGAAGUAGAAGCGGUGAUCCCACAGCACUGUGUCUUUGCCAGUAACACUUCUGCUCUCCCAAUCAAUGAAAUUGCGGCUGUCAGCAAAAGACCUGAUAAGGUAAUUGGCAUGCACUACUUCUCGCCUGUGGACAAGAUGCAAUUGCUGGAGAUUAUCACAACCGAAAAAACAUCUAAGGACACAACUGCUUCAGCUGUCACUGUUGGUCUCAAGCAGGGGAAAGUCAUCAUUGUAGUUAAGGAUGGACCCGGCUUCUAUACCACCAGGUGUCUUGCACCCAUGAUGUCUGAAGUCAUCCGAAUUCUCCAGGAAGGAACUGAUCCCAAGAAACUGGAUUCCCUGACCACAAGCUUUGGCUUUCCUGUGGGUGCUGCCACACUGGUGGAUGAAGUUGGUGUGGAUGUAGCUAAACACGUAGCAGAAGAUCUAGGCAAAGCCUUUGGGGAGCGAUUUGGAGGUGGAAAUCUAGAGCUGCUAAAGCAGAUGGUAUCCAAGGGUUUCCUCGGUCGCAAAUCUGGGAAAGGCUUUUACAUCUACCAAGAGGGUGUGAAGAGUAAGAAUUUGAAUUCUGAUGUGGACAGUAUUUUGGCAAGUCUGAAGAUGCCUCCUAAGUCUGAAGUCUCCUCUGAUGAAGACAUCCAGUACCGCCUGGUGACAAGAUUUGUGAACGAGGCUGCCAUGUGCCUGCAGGAAGGGAUCUUGGCCACACCUGCUGAGGGAGACAUCGGAGCUGUCUUUGGGCUCGGCUUCCCCCCUUGUCUUGGAGGGCCCUUCCGCUUUGUGGACCUGUAUGGUGCUCAGAAGAUAGUGGACCGGCUCAGAAAGUAUGAAGCUGUCUAUGGAAAACAGUUCACCCCGUGCCAGCUGCUAAUUGACCACGCUAACAGCCUCAAGAAGUUUUACCAAUGAGCGGCCCUCACACGUGCUCAGUAGGCUCACUGAUCCCCAGCUGCAGGCAGUGCUGUUUUUCCAAUAGGGUGGUGUCUAGAUUUAUCAGCGCUACCAGAAGGCAAACAAUCUCAGGCACCAGAUUUGCUCUUUGAUUAAAGUGCCUUCAGCUAUGAC
Orycteropus afer afer is the source of this 2572-nucleotide messenger RNA. RefSeq names its product hydroxyacyl-CoA dehydrogenase trifunctional multienzyme complex subunit alpha (gene HADHA). NCBI's taxonomy places the organism in Eukaryota, Metazoa, Chordata, Mammalia, Tubulidentata, Orycteropodidae. The record is from RefSeq and is a predicted model, not a curated record. Gene Ontology annotation, cellular component: mitochondrial fatty acid beta-oxidation multienzyme complex; mitochondrion. Gene Ontology annotation, molecular function: NAD+ binding; long-chain (3S)-3-hydroxyacyl-CoA dehydrogenase (NAD+) activity; enoyl-CoA hydratase activity. Gene Ontology annotation, biological process: fatty acid beta-oxidation.